This is a messenger RNA of Charadrius vociferus (killdeer), 2392 nucleotides long. RefSeq names its product integrator complex subunit 10 (gene INTS10). Bases 37 to 2169 code for a protein of 710 amino acids. Gene Ontology annotation, biological process: snRNA processing. Lineage: Eukaryota; Metazoa; Chordata; Aves; Charadriiformes; Charadriidae. Gene Ontology annotation, cellular component: integrator complex. The record is from RefSeq and is a predicted model, not a curated record. The transcript has 17 exons.
GCAUGCGCGCCGCCCGGCGGCCGAGCCGAGCGCAAGAUGUCGGCGCAGGGGGACUGCGAGUUCCUGGUGAAGCGGGCCCGCGAGCUGGUGCCGGGGGACCUGUGGGCGGCCAAGGCCUGGCUCAUCACGGCGCGGAGCCUCUACCCCGCCGACUUCAACAUACAGUAUGAGAUGUACACUAUUGAGAGGAAUGCUGAAAGGACAGCGUCUGCGGGCAGGCUGCUCUACGACAUGUUUGUGAAUUUUCCAGACCAACCUGCUGUAUGGAGGGAGAUUAGCGUUAUUACAUCAGCGUUAAGGAAUGACUCGCAGGACAAGCAGACACAAUUUUUAAGAGGACUAUUUGAAACGCUUCCUGGUCGGGUCCAAUGUGAAAUGUUACUGAAGGCCACAGAGCAGUGUUUUAACACAUUAGAAAGGGCAGAAAUGCUACUACUACUUCUGCGACGUUUCCCAGAGACUGUGGUGCAACAUGGGGUAGGCCUUGGAGAAACGUUAUUAGAUGCUGAAAGUAUUGAAGACCAAGAAUCCCCAGUGAAUUGUUUUAGAAAAUUAUUUGUUUGUGAUGUUCUUCCUCUAAUAAUUAACAACCCUGAUGUUCGACUUCCUGCCAGCUUGUUAUAUAAAUAUCUGAAUAAAGCAGCAGAAUUUUAUAUUAACUAUGUGACUAGAUCUACACAGACAGAAAGCCAGUAUCAAGGUUCACAAGAUUCCUCUGAUAUUAUGUCUCCAAGCAAGCGUAGCUCUCAGAAAUAUGUAAUAGAUGGUCUUACAGAGAAAUCAUCGCAGAUUACAGAUCCCUGGGAGAGACUAUUUAAAAUAUUGUCUGUGGUGGGAAUGAGGUGUGAAUGGCAAAUGGAUAAGGGAAGAAGAAGUUUUGGUGACAUUUUGCAUCGAAUGAAAGACCUCUGCAGAUACAUCAGUAACUUUGAUAGUGAUGCACAUGCUAAAUAUAAGAAUCAAGUAGUGUAUUCCACAAUGCUGGUCUUCUUUAAAAAUGCAUUCCAGUACGUCAGCAACAUCCAGCCAUCACUCUUUCAAGGGCCAAAUGCUCCAAACCAAGUCCCACUGGUUCUUCUGGAGGAUGUGACCAAUAUCUAUGGUGAUACAGAUAUUGAUCGUAACAAACACAUACACAAAAAGAGGAAACUUGCUGAAGGAAGAGAAAAAACAAUGAGCUCAGAUGAUGAGGAUCCUUCUGGGAAGGCACGAAGUCGCCAUAUUACAGUUAACAAGGCAGAUCUUGCAAACUCUAUUGAAGUAUUAGAGAGCUUUAAACUGGCAAGAGAGAGCUGGGAGCUGCUCUAUUCUCUGGAAUCACUCGACAAAGAGUUCACCAGAAUUUGUUUGUCGUGGAAGACAGACACCUGGCUUUGGUUAAGAAUCUUUCUUACAGACAUGAUCAUCUACCAGGGACAGUACAAAAAAGCAAUUAGCAGCCUACAUCACUUGGCAGCUCUUCAGGGCUCUCAUUCUCCACAGCAAAUUACAGGACAAGGAUCACUAGAAAAUCAGAGAGCACUAAUCCAGUUAGCAACAUGCCACUUUGCCCUUGGAGAAUACCGGCAAACAUGUGAAAAAGUGCUUGACCUCAUGUGCUGUAUUUUACUUCCAAUACAAGAAGGAGGUAAAGUACAAGAGGAACAGCCUAAAGUAAAGUCCAAAUUCAGGAAAGGGUCUGAUUUGAAGCUUUGGCCAUGUACCAGUAGAGCUAUCAUGCCUUACUGCCUUCAUCUAUUGUUAGCUUGUUUCAAGCUCAGAGCUUUCACAGACAGCAGAGAUGAUAUGGCGCUGGGCCACGUAGUUGUUCUGCUUCAGCAUGAGUGGCCAAGGGGUGAGAACUUGUUCCUGAAAGCCAUCAACAAAAUCUGCCAACAAGGAAACUUCCAGUAUGAGAAUUUUUUCAACUACGUCACAAAUAUUGAUAUGUUGGAGGAAUUUGCUUAUUUAAGAACACAGGAAGGAGGCAAAAUUCAUCUGGAACUGCUGCCAAAUCAAGCAAUGUUGAUCAAGCAUCACACAGUUACCCGGGGUAUAACUAAAGGAGUGAAAGAAGAUUUCCGCCUGGCCAUGGAGCGCCAGGUCUCACGCUGUGGGGAGAAUCUCAUGGUGGUCUUGCAUAGGUUCUGCAUUAAUGAGAAAAUACUGCUGCUUCAGACGCUUGCUUGAAUGGACUGGAUCAUGAUGCAAUGUCUCUUAUGGAGAGAGGAGAAGGCUAUUAAUUGUAUGAACAGUAGCAUGGCAGUGGAAAAAUCACUUGUCCAGGGAGUCAAAGAAGUUCCCUAUGAGUUACAGGUUCUACAAUACACAAACACUACUCAGUGUUUGUUCACUGCUUAGUUUUCUUAUGUGGGUAGAUCAAACUUUAUAAAUAAAUCUUUGUUUAAGAAGU